This is a messenger RNA of Blastomyces gilchristii SLH14081, 2289 nucleotides long. Its product is annotated as 26S proteasome regulatory subunit N6. The coding region runs from base 298 to 1572 and encodes 424 amino acids. Lineage: Eukaryota; Fungi; Ascomycota; Eurotiomycetes; Onygenales; Ajellomycetaceae. Gene Ontology annotation, biological process: ubiquitin-dependent protein catabolic process. The transcript has 3 exons. The record is from RefSeq and is a predicted model, not a curated record. Gene Ontology annotation, cellular component: proteasome regulatory particle, lid subcomplex. Gene Ontology annotation, molecular function: structural molecule activity.
GCUUACCAUAAUGUGCUACGGGCCAGAGCUCUCCGGUACAACGUCGGGCCGACGACACUGCGGGGCUGACAUAAUCCGAACUUGCCCGUCCUAAAGCAGCGCCAUAUAACGCCCGAUGCGUACACCAGCUAUCGACCCUGAGCUUCACCUCGCAUCAACAUCGCAACCUGGAAACUCCGCAGUACCCAGUAACAUCCCCAGACCCUUUGCAGCUUCAGCCCUCUCUCUGCUUAGCGGCAAUAUACCCCCCUAUUUAACCUUCGUCUCUCUACAAUCCACGGCAUAUUUUCAUCCAAUAUGGCUGCCGGUCCUGAUGACGCAGGCCUUUUGAUAGAAGCCAAGAGCCUCGUCAAGACAGAUCCGACCAGAGCAGAAUCGCUCUACCAGAAUAUCCUGUCGAAGGGCGUGGGAUCCACCGAAGCUUCUUUGCGCGAUUAUGAAGCUGCGCUCGUGGGGUUGGGGGAACUGUAUUGCGACCAGAACAAACCAACAGAACUUGCAGAGCUGCUUAAAACGAGCCGAUCAGCGUUCUCAUCCUUUGCCAAAGCGAAGUCAGCGAAACUAGUCCGGCAACUCCUCGAUUUCUUCGCUGCUAUUCCCAACACCCUUGACAUUCAGAUCCUUGUCAUCAAGUCAUGUAUAGAGUGGGCAGUAUCAGAACGGCGGUCAUUCCUCCGUCAGAACCUAGAGACACGGCUUGUGACAAUAUAUAUGCAAAAGCAAUCCUACUACGAUGCCCUCACCUUAAUCAAUUCCCUCCUCCGCGAACUCAAACGUCUUGACGAUAAACUCGUGCUCGUGGAAGUGCAGCUGUUAGAGUCCCGCGUCUACCACGCUCUAGGCAACCAGCCAAAGGCCCGCGCGGCAUUGACCUCAGCCAGGACAUCAGCAGCGUCUGUCUACACACCGCCACUCCUACAGGCAGGUCUAGACAUGCAAAGCGGUAUGCUCCACGCGGAAGACAAAGACUUCACCACCGCCUUCUCCUACUUCAUCGAGGCGCUGGAAGGCUACCAUUCGCAAGACGAAGCCAGCAAAGCCACCUCAGCCCUUCAAUAUAUGCUGCUAUGCAAAAUCAUGCUCAACGCCGUCCACGACGUCAAUUCGCUACUCGCCUCCAAGCAGGCGCUCCGAUACGCUGGGACAAACCUUGAAGCCAUGAAGGCCGUCGCGCGCGCACACUCCAACCGCUCGCUGGAAGAGUAUGAGAAGGCGCUAAAUGACUAUCGAUAUGAACUCGGCAGCGACGUGUUUAUCCGCAACCACCUCCGCCGCCUGUAUGAUGCGAUGUUGGAGCAGAAUCUGAUCAAAGUCAUCGAGCCCUUUAGCCGGGUUGAAAUUGAUCAUAUUGCAAAGAUGGUUGGGCUGGAUACGCAGCAGGUGGAGAGGAAGUUGUCGCAGAUGAUCCUGGAUAAGGUGAUUAUCGGCGUGCUGGACCAAGGGGCGGGCUGUUUGAUUGUCUUUGACGAGGCGGAGAGGGAUCAGGGGUAUGAUGCUGCGCUGGAGACAUUGGAGAAACUCGGGAAUGUCGUGGAUGUUUUGUACACUAAUCAGGCAUCGAUGCUUGAGUAGAGAGGGUCUCGUCGUUUCAUUAAACUAUUUUAGAUAAAUGAUAUGGAUUUUAUUUUCUUCCUUCUAUCCUUCGCCCCCUUUAAAUUCGAUGCUACCCGCUGGUAAGGAUACAGAAACAAACAGUGCAGGAGAGAACAAAAGCGGCGGACUGGGCAAGAACAGGGCCAAAAAAAAAAAAAAAAAAAAAAAAAAAAAAAAAAAAAAGAGCCCGAAAGAGGAAAACAAUAGGGAGGUAACACUAAUCUGUGGAAGAAAAAGCAAAGAGGGCAGAGCGGAGCUCUCGAUAUUGCCAUUGUCAAAACUAUCUCUCGAAGCAUCCCAAAAGGCUGGUGGAAGUACCAUAGAAAAUAAUUGCGGGAAAUCCAUUGCAAACGAAAAUAGAAUCCUAACCAACACAAGGGCGAUGGAUAGGUUACAGUCUUCCCAAGCGGAGACAGGGCGUGUAAAACCUCGAGAUGAAAACAAAAAGAUAACGCCCGUGACAAGAAGGGGAUAAAUAAAUGAGUAGAUCGGACAAGAUAUUCUUCGCAGGAAAAAAAAGCAUAUGUGCACGCGUAUAGGGAAACAUUAUACUGGCUGAAAUUUAAAGAAUAAAUCAUUUGGUAUAUAUCAUUUCAUUAACUUUGGGGGGAUGGGUGGUUUUGGGGGGGGGGACUCUCCAUGCUCUUUCCUCUCUGAGAGAAAACAAUAUAAGAUAAAACAUGCUCACGAGUACCA